GAGCCGUGCCGAGGCACCGCGUCCCUCAGCCCUGUGCCUGUUUGCCUUGUAAUCCACAGACAAGAAAAAAGCAGGCAAAUUCCAACCUUUCAAGAAGCUCUUUGGUAAGAGGAAGAAAAGAGAGCCCACGUCAGACUGCGAGGAAGCCAAACUGAAGCCCAGCCACUCCUUCGGCAACGUCUGCAACGGCACCUUCUCCUCCGAUGAAGAGCCAAACGGUGGUCUGAGGUCCUCCCAUUAUUCUAUGGGCAGUCGAGCUUUUUCCCAUGACAGUAUUUUUAUACCUGAUGGGAGAACAGAAAGUGAACAGGCCAUCCAAGCAAUGUCACAGGAGAACGUUUUAGGAAAAGUCAAAACUCUUCAGCAACAGUUGGCCAAGAAUAUAAAAUUUGGGCAGCCUCCACAAAUGACAGUUUCUGUGAGGACAAUGGGGGAGGCAAACGCUAGUAUGGAAGAGGAUGCAUUGCUCAGAAGCCCCAUGGAGAUUGAGGCUCAGCAGGACACAGCGAUCUCAGACAGCGGUAAUAAAUCCACUGACACCCCAGAUUUGUUGAGAACAAUGAAUUUGCCUGGAACAGGACAUGAAGUGGAAGAAAAGGUCACUCCAGUCAAAUCAUCUCGGCCAAAAAGACAAUUUUCCUGUUCUGGCACAAUUGAAACAAUCAAUUUGGAUGCAGUUCCCCAGGCUGUUGCUCGUCUAGACAACAGUGCAGCUAAACACAAGCUGUCAGUGAAGCCAAAAAAGCAGAGGGUAUCAAGAAAGCACAAGAGAUUAACAAAGGCUAUCAUCCGAAUAGAUGAGAGGCAUGGGAUAUAUGAUGGUGUGAUCCAUAAAUUGGGGUGGGGAUCACAAAGUUUAACAAUAACAGAAUUUGAGCCGGAGGACCUAGAAACUCCACUGUAUGGAGACAGAUACCCAGGUUAUAAUGGACACAUCAUAGCAGACAAGCUAAUCCAGAACAGAGAUGAGCAGAAACAGCUUCAGCUGGCAGAGGAGAAAAGAACUGAAGAUCGCUGGGGCAUCUUUGAGGCCGAAAGGAUAAGGCAGAUUGUAGAAAUGGAAGAACAAAGAGAAAUGGAAGAACAAAGAUGCCAAGAACUUGAGCAGAUGCAAAAAGAGCAGGAGAGAAGGCGUUGUGAAGAAGAGAGGAGGCAGUAUCUCCUUGAAGGAGAGACAUCUUUGAAAAUAGAAGAGCAAACAUGCCAUAAAGAGGAGAGAAGACUGCUGGAGGCUGAAAAGAGGCAAGAGCUGGAGAAGCAGAGGCAGGAGUUGGAGGAGCAACAGAGACGAGAGCUGGAGGAGCAGAAGCACCAGGAACGGGAGGAGCGACAGAGACAAGAGCUGCAGGAGCAGAAGCGACAGGAACGGGAGGAGCGACAGAGACGAGAGCUGGAGGAGCAGAAGCUCCAGGAACAGGAGGAGCGCAAGGAGCUGGAGGAGAAACAGAGACGAGAGCUGGAGGAGCAGAAGAGGCUAGAGCUGGAAGAAUUAAGGCAACAUGAGAUUGAAAAACAGUGUCAAGAGGAAGAAGAAAGAAAUUGGCUGGAGGAACAAAAAGACAAGGAACAAAAUAAGGAAGAAAAACAGAGACGAGAGCUAGAAGAGCUUCAAGAAGCUGAAAUAAAACUGAAGGAGGAGAAGGAAGCUGAGAGCCUCAAACAACAGAAGAAACAGGAGGAACAAAGGCAGUAUUUGAAGGAGAAAGGAGAAAAGACAGAGAAGGAACAACCCCAGCAAGUAAUGGAUAAGAAAAAGAAACGGGAAGAGCAGAGAAAACACAAGCUCACGAAACAAAUGCACAUGGAAAGUGCAGAGGGUGUGCAACAAGAUGAACUGAAGCAGCAAAAGGAACAAAAUGAGCGAGAAUGGAACAAGCUGGAAGAGCAGAAGGUAGACACAGAAGGACAAAAUCUUCAGCAAAACCAAGAAAAAAAAUCCUUGGAACAGCAACAGGACAAGGAUCAGUUGUGUUCUGGAGGGGCUGAUAGGCAUGUGGUAGAGGAGAAGCUCCAAGAAGGAUCAAGAUCCCAAAAACUCAAACAGCCAGAAAAAGAGAAUAAAACAGCAGAAGAAAUCCUAGCCCAGAAACUGAAGAGAGAAGUUGAGGCUCAGGAACAAAAGCGAAUAGGGGAAGAACUUAGGUGGCAAGAGGUAGAUGAAAGACAAACUGCAUCCAGACCCUUCACAUUUCAAGUGUCUUCUGGAGAUAAACAGAUCAUAUUUCAGAAAGUAAAUCUGAGUCCAGUCAUGCCCAUCAAAGGAGCAGGACUCUCUUCUCCAUCCAUCAAGGACUGCAGGAUGCACGCUUCCAGCAAGGGCUCUCAUACACUCCCGUCAUCUGUGUGUGUACCCCAUACAGCUAUUUUGGUUACUGGAGCACAGCUGUGUGGCACAGCAGUUAACUUGAACCAGAUAAAGGACACAGCUUGUAAAUCAUUACUUGGCCUAACAGAAGAGAGAAAAAAUGUGGAUAUUCCUUCACCAGAGAAGGCCCAGAAGAGAACCCAGGAUCCCAAACCCAGCAGCAGUAAAAUGAAAUAUGCACAAGAGACAUUGAACAACCAGGCCGUACUAGCUGAGUGGGCUUCUAUCCGCUCCAGGAUCCUAAAGAACGCAGAAAACAGCAAAUAUAACGAGAGAGACCGAGUAAGUGUCUGCAGACACAGUGAUGACUGGACACCCCGAGGACGGGGUGCUCCCCAUGGUAACUUGAGGAAAACCCUCUCUGCAAAUGCAAAGUUCUCGAUAACACCAGCAUGGCAGAAAUUUUCAGAAGCUUCAAAAAACAGUUCAGAUGCUGAGAAUGUAAGUGCGGCAACAGGCAAUGAAACAGUGGCUGUGGGAAGAAUCACUAGCUCAUCCUCUGAUUUGAAGGAGGAUGUGGCUUCCACUUUUAAGGAUAACUUAGCUGAAAAGGCUAAGGAGAAAAUGGAAACCCAUAGUGAAAUGACAGACAACACAGAAGGCUGUAAAUUUGCAAAAGAUCUUCCAUCUUUCCUUGUUCCAAGUUUUCCUCAUUCUCCGGGUAAAGAAUUAGCCCAGGCAGAACUUCCUGGUGCUCUGGAAAAUCAGCAGAAUAACAGCACAAAAAAAGCAGAUAAACCAGCACCAAAUGGAGAAGAAAAUAUUUCUCCUUUUGGGAUAAAGUUACGAAGGACAAACUACUCUUUACGUUUCCAUUAUGAUCAACAGGCAGAGCAAAGGAAAAAGAAAAGAUACAGUGCCGGAGAUAGUUUUGAUGGUGUGCCUGACCCACUAGUUACAACAGAAGGUGAGAAAGAAUCCUCUGGUUUUGCUCCACCAGAGAGUACAUCCCCUGGCAUGGGGAGAGCGAACGUCCCUGGUAUUUUAAAAGACUCAAAAGACUCUUCAGUUACUGUGGUGAUUUCACAGCCAGCAGGCACACCAGUGGUCCUACCAGCCACUGGUCAGAGUGCUUUACCCCCUCAUGAGAAACCAGCGUGCAAGUCACUGGUCCCACAGAAACCUGCUUUAGCUCCAAAGCCCACCAGCCAGACACCACCAUCGUCUCCUCUCUCUAAAAUGAACAGAUCAAACCUAGCUGAUAUGCUAGGGCAAAGGCUGGUUAAAGCUGAAUCGGAGGGUGGCUGGAGAAAAGAAGACAGAGCAAAUGCAGUGCACCCCACACCAUCCAAUGAGUACAAAAAUGAAGAGGAAGAAAUCAGAGAAAAGAAGUCAUUUUUCCCAUCUAUAAGUAUUCCAUGGAGAGAAAAAACCGACAAAAAGCCUGAGCCCUUGAAGAAAGAAAAACCUGUCCUCCAGAGCAGGCACUCUUUAGAUGGCUCUAAAUUGAUGGAAAAAGUUGAAACUUCACAACCACUUUGGAUUACAUUAGCACUGCAAAAGCAAAAGGGAUUUCGUGAACAGCAAGCUACGAGGGAGGAGAGGAGACAAGCCAGAGAGGCGAAGCAAGCAGAGAAGCUGGCUAAAGAAAAUGCUGCUGUAAGUAAUCAGUCAGAUAAUAAAAGCAGCAGCAGCAAAACAAGCACACUGCAGAAAUCUACACCUCAAGAAGGGGAAAAGAAAAUUGAGACUGCUGUGUCAAGACUAGAAAGAAGGGAGCAGCUAAAAAAGUCAAACACCCUUCCAACUUCUGUGACAGUGGAAAUUUCAGAUUCUGUUCCGUCAAACCCACUGGCAAAGGAGGUGGCCAAGAGAUUCUCUACGCCUGAUGCUAACCCUGUGUCAACAGAACCAGCCUGGCUUGCGUUAGCCAAGAGGAAAGCAAAAGCCUGGAGUGACUGUCCACAGAUCAUAAAGUAAACUGUAAAAUUACAUCUCUAUUGCUGACUAUUAAUUGCUUUCUUUUUAUUUAUUCAGCUUUUUACACAUGACAAAAGUGAAAAUGCAUGUACUGAAGGACUGAGAACUGAACUGAUUACCAUUUCGCUCUAGCUCACUGUAAAGUCUACUCAAGUCAUAUAUUCCAUUGCUUUGACAAAUAGCUCAGUGAGGUCACGGCAAAAAUUUCAGAGCCAGACUCUCUCAAAAAUUUAAGAAUGUUCAGAUGCUGGGUGUAAAUUUUAGCAAGUAUCAUAAAAAGGGCCAGAACUUCAGUUCGGAAGCUCCUUAAAUUCUGUGAGUAUUCGGUUCUGGAAUUUUAGAUCUCUACACUUAAGUGGAGAUCUCAGAAUUUUUUUUCAACACUCCAUUGUUUAAAAUUAAGGCAAGAUGCAUGUUCCCUUCUCUUAUUCCUAAUUUUUUAAGUGUUAAACGGUACGAACUGUCAGUUCUACCUGCUAUUUGAAAGCUUCUUCCCUAA
Molecule: messenger RNA, 4784 nt
Organism: Pygoscelis adeliae (Adelie penguin)
Lineage: Eukaryota; Metazoa; Chordata; Aves; Sphenisciformes; Spheniscidae
Gene: CRACD
Product: KIAA1211 ortholog
Exons: 11
Coding region: 245-4285 (1346 amino acids)
Biological process (GO): negative regulation of barbed-end actin filament capping; maintenance of gastrointestinal epithelium
Source: RefSeq, a predicted model, not a curated record